AUGCUGGCACAGGGCUGCGCAACAGGGUGUAUUGGGAAGUUGCUGCGGAAGGAAGCCCAGGGCACCAUCCAGUUGCACUGCCUGGCGGCAGCUCAUCAUCGUGGGUGGCUGGUCCAAGAUGAUCGUGAGCUCAAGUGGGAGUUCAGCACCCGCGGGAAGCGUUGGCUGAAAGGAGAGGCAGUCCAAGCUCAACGGGGCGGCGCUCCUUUGGAGGUAGUGGAGGACCCAACUCUGCCGGCUCUUCAGGCGGACCCAGCCAACCCGCCAGCGGAGGUCGCAGAGACAACGAAGCCAUUGGAGCCAGCGGAGCCAGCCGCGCAGCCCCUUCAAGCAGAACGCUCUUCCUCGGCAUUACGCUCACACGCAGCGUCGUCCGCAGCGGCUGUUCCCAAGGUGGUGGAGAAGGAGGUCAUGACCCCGGAGAAGGCCGCUGCUGCCGCGGUUCCAGAAGAGAAGCCGAAGCUCAACUUCGGUGGCAAGACGGAGCGCGUGGCCACAUGCCGCCUUUGUGAAGAAGCUCGCACUUGGGCGCAAAAGGGGUCUUUUUGUGAGUACUGCACGGGUGCGUUCCGUCGUGCUACAGGCCACCAGCGCCUUCACAUACUCUUUGAAGACCAGCAUUUGGCAGAGUCCGUGCGACAGGAGAGUAAGACAAAGCGUGCUGAAGCUGAAAAUGCUUCGCCGCCUAAGAAAGGGCUGGAAAAGAAGCUCGAGGAGUUCCUGCGCCGCUUCGAAGAGGUGGUAGAGGAGCUUACGGCGAACUGCAGCGAUCUCCGCUUGAUCCUACAGCGGAAUGCUGCCCAGCACACAGCCUGUGGCCUGCUACUAGAGCAGCUGGGGAAGCUACGAGCAACGGUCCCCGCCAGCACAAACCUUGACGUCCCCGUCAUCACACUCACGCAGUUGGACUCUGCUGUCACCAAGGUACCCUUGCCGCAGGAGGCCCUCACCGCAGCCGGUUACACCCUGACCAAGCAUAGCGCAGCUGCUGCCGCGGAAGGCCCAAAAAGUCAACAGCGCAAGCGAGGCCGCCGCACAAAGGUGAACAGCGUUGAGAUGGUCAGCUUGGUCCGCCGUGUGCUUGCCCCACACUUGCAGGACACCGAGCGGGUAGGAGUCGUUGGCCGCGGUAGGAACAAGAAAAUGGUCGUCGCCCAGCACUUGCGGAAGAAGCGCUACCGAGUCUUCCUUGAGGAGCCAGAGCUUCACGAGUCCAUGUCGUGGUCCACCUUCCACUCCAUCAUGAAGCGACACUUCCCUCACGUGAAGAACCCCAUGAGGCAGACGGACAUUUGCGAGCACUGCAAGCAUUUGGAGCGUCACUUGCUCCCAGCAGCUCAGAGGGCCUUGGCCAAGCACAGGCUUGAGAUCGAAGAGUUCUCCCAGCAGUAUUUCCACCCCUUCGACAGCAGCCCUGCGACAAUUGAGAACAAGGAGAAGACUGACAAGUUCCCCUUGUUGGCCACUUCUUUGGCAUUCGUGCAGCAACAGAACUUCAACGCCGCCAACUCCAGAGAAAGGCAAGCGCUUGGGCUUGCCACCCGACUUGCUCUCCACAGUGCUGAAGCGUCUGCCAUCCACACCCUGAAGGGGCAUGUGGAGCUGUUGGAAGCUUACCGCUGGCACCAAACCUCUGCAAGGCGGCAAGAAGCAGCGUUGGAACAGCUUGCUUCAGGGGAGUCGCUGCCUGCUUCCGCUGUCCUCCUGCAGAUGGAUUUCAAGGCCGCCAACAUGUUGGUGAAUGAGGUGAAAGUUCUCAACGUGGAAGUCGAAGUGCUCUACCUGGCUGAGCAUCACGGAAAGGGAGCUUGCGAUAGGCUCUUCGCUUGGACUCGCAUGUGGGUGUCCCGGUUCAUCCAGAAGCACCCUAUUUACAACCUGCGGGAUCUCACGCAGUGCUACCGAGAAGGCGCGGCUUCGAGGAUAGCCGACGACCCGACCACGCCAGCCAUCCUUGUCUCAAACUUCGACCCUGGCCGCUUCCGACCAACGAAGCGGAGCUUUCUGUCCGCCGCCACGCUCAAAAUUUCACGAACCUACAGCCUGGUCCUUGGACCGUCAUGCCGCGCCUGGUGGUCGAGGGUCCUGCCCUGCCACGUGGAUGAGGUGGUGUCGGAGGAGAAGGUGGAGUGGCGGCGCGGAUACUACGACAAGCCGCGCUCCUGGGAGCAAGCAGGGCCGGAGCCAGGUGAUGUUAACCACGUCACCCGGCGCUUUGCUGCGCAAAAGACCUUCCUCCCAGCCAAGCAGCUCAGCAAGCACGCUGCCAAGAAGAAGCGGCAGCUGGCGCACCUCAAACGUCGACUUCGUCCUGCCGAGGCUGAAGGCUCGUCCUCUUCUGCAAGUAGCAGCAGCAGUAGCUCCUCAACCUCCUCGGAGAAAGCCUAA
Molecule: messenger RNA, 2388 nt
Organism: Effrenium voratum
Lineage: Eukaryota; Dinophyceae; Suessiales; Symbiodiniaceae
Source: the annotation of a GenBank genome assembly